Molecule: messenger RNA, 747 nt
Organism: Spodoptera exigua (beet armyworm)
Lineage: Eukaryota; Metazoa; Arthropoda; Insecta; Lepidoptera; Noctuidae
Source: the annotation of a GenBank genome assembly
CCCGGGGGUGAUUUGACAAGUUUGUUUGUUGAAGUUUGCUUGCACUGCAAAUCUUCGUAGGUUAUUCUUGCGGUAUUUUAGAGAGUUUUGCUUUAAUUAUAUUUGCACCAAAAUGUCGAACAUUAAUUUGCAAUGUCUGUUAGGAAUACAGUGUAAGGAUUUCGUUAUGAUAGCCGCUGAUCAGAGCAAUAGCCAUAGUAUUAUGGUCAUGAAAGACGAUGAGGAUAAGAUCCAUAAGAUUUCGGACAAACUUAUAAUGGGUGUGAUUGGCGACCAAGGCGACUCUACUCAGUUCGCCGAGUAUAUUGCUAAGAAUAUCCAGUUGUACAAAAUGCGCAACGGUUAUGAGCUUGGACCCACUGCUGCCGCUAAUUUCACACGUAGGAAUCUCGCCGAAUACUUGAGAAGCAGCACACCUUACUUUGUGAAUGUAUUGAUGGGAGGAUAUGAUAAAGAAAAUGGUCCAGAACUUUACUUCAUGGACUAUUUGGCAUCCAGUGUGAAAGUUCCCUUUGCCUGCCAUGGCUAUGGUGGAUACCUCAGUUUGAGUAUCAUGGACCGCUAUUACAAAGAAGAUGCUACUGAGGAAGAGGCAUAUGAAAUACUGAAGCUGUGUGUAAAAGAAGUCCACAGAAGACUUUUUGUCAGCCUGCCCAACUUCCAAGUGACUGUUGUCAAUAGAGAUGGCAUCAAAGUGUUGCCUGUUAUCAACUCUGAGUUACUGAAGUGAUUUCCCUAUAAUAAAGU